AUGAUCAGAAAGGAUGAUAAACCACUGCAACAAAUUAUUCGUAGAGUUGAAGAAAUUAAAACAAAUUAUAAAGGUACCAAGUGCAAUUGUGAAUUAAGUGACACUUGGAUUUAUAAGAAACAACAUUACAGUGGUCCUUUACCAAUUAAUAUGUCAAAUCCUCAGUAUUUAUCUAUUACUUGCAGUUAUUUUACAAUAAUUGCAAAAGAUCAAAAAAACUGUUGUGUUUUUUUAAAAAACAAAGAAAUAGUUUUGACUGAUAAUAUUGUAUUUAAUAAAGAUUCAAGUUCAUAUUUCUUGGUUGGACAUUCAUUUUUAAUUAAACAAGAUCUAUAUUUAAAACCUUGUGCUUCUAGUUUAUUGGACAUAUAUUCAGUGUCACAAUUAUCAGAACAAAAUACUUGGCCUAUUUCUAUGAUAAAUAAAAAGAUGUUUUUUUAUGAAAUUCCAAAUAAAAAUGGAUGGUAUGCAACUUUUCCUUUAUUGCAUUCUGACAGAACAGAAGUGUCUAGUAUUCAAUAA
Molecule: messenger RNA, 522 nt
Organism: Macrosiphum euphorbiae (potato aphid)
Lineage: Eukaryota; Metazoa; Arthropoda; Insecta; Hemiptera; Aphididae
Source: the annotation of a GenBank genome assembly